This is a messenger RNA of Folsomia candida, 2460 nucleotides long. RefSeq names its product 3-ketodihydrosphingosine reductase. Gene Ontology annotation, cellular component: endoplasmic reticulum membrane. The record is from RefSeq and is a predicted model, not a curated record. NCBI's taxonomy places the organism in Eukaryota, Metazoa, Arthropoda, Collembola, Entomobryomorpha, Isotomidae. Gene Ontology annotation, molecular function: pyrroline-5-carboxylate reductase activity; 3-dehydrosphinganine reductase activity. Gene Ontology annotation, biological process: sphingolipid biosynthetic process; L-proline biosynthetic process. The coding region runs from base 1218 to 2228 and encodes 336 amino acids. The transcript has 10 exons.
UGCCUGAUUUGAUAUUUUUGUGAUAAUACCCUAUUCCGAAUUAAGUAUCAUGAUAUCUGAGCAUGCACAUUUGAUAAAAUAAAUCCCGUUAUAAAAUAAGAAAUCACACACAUUAUGCAUUUUUUUGUAGUUUAGGAUUCUAUAUAAAUUAUAAACCAAGAUUUAGGACGCUAUCAGGAAUUGUUAUGUGAUCACAAGAAUCAUGGGAAACGUAUCACUGAACACUGAAAUAUCUGUAUACCUAUUUGAAUGACUGCGUUAUACAUAGAUCUAAAAAUAGCAUAUCAUCUGUACGGAAGCUUGUGUCGCUUAAGAAAUUCAUGUUUUCAUCAUUAUUAAAUAAGCAAAGCUGAUAAUAAAUAUCACAGACCUUAUAUUUCUUAUUAUAUGGCCGACCCACGAUUUCAAUUAGUUCAACUCUUUGGCACCAACGAUCUUUUAACUAUUGUGGGGGUAAAAAGCAUUGAGACAUAUCAACUAAACUCGUUAGAUGAUGUCAACCUUUUACGUCAAUCUUAUCUACGCAAAGUAAUUCGUUGCCAUCCAUUCUCCUCUGGAGUGGAUUUGGAAACUCAGGAUGGGAUCAAAGAAGCCGUGACCAGGGAGAAAGGAGUAUUUGUCCAAAGGGACUAUUCCAGACUUUCUCUCCUUACAAUAUUUGCGAGAUAACUCUUUCAAAGGUGAUGAGAGAGAUUAUGUAAUUCCGGAAUUCGAGGUUGCUUGUUUAGAAUUGAAGUCCUUAUACAAAGAGCAGAUGAAGAAAAUAAAGGAAAUUCAGCAGGCAGCAUAUUUAACUGAGGAGUCUACUGCUACGAGUCAAAGUGGAGAUUUAUCUUAACUACUUUAGCAUUUAAUUUUAAAUUUUAAGGAAAAAAGCAUCAUAAAAUGUAAGCUAAAUGUAAGUAGUCUGAAAUCUGAAGCCUAAAAUUAUGAGAUCCAGUAAAUACAUGGAGUUUCCAGGCCGGGAAUCAGCAUCAUCAUUCUGCCGAUUCACUCAAAGUAUUUGGUGACAGGCAAUUAAAUUAAUAAUCGCGUUGUAUUAUCAGUACCUUUCUAAUAAAUACAUCAGUUCAAUUAACUAAAUAUUUUUGUAUCAUUAGUAGUGUUUUUUAAUGGUUAUUGGUCUUGUCGACUAUCGAAACUUUUGUAGCAAAGAUUUUAGAUUACAUUAAUCGGUAGACAUUCUGGAUAAUUAUAAAUAUUAAUAAUUAUUAAAAAUGGGCGAGGACUGUGCCUGCUGUUGUUCGCUUAGUGUGGGAAUCGUUAUUUUCAUACUUGGAGUUGCAAUUAUAGACUGGAUAAAACGAAUGCAACGUGGAAAAGCAUCCCUGGUCGGAGAACAUGUUGUGAUUACGGGUGGAUCCAGUGGAAUUGGGAAAGAACUGGGAAUCAAGUCAGCAGAGCGUGGAGCACACGUCACAAUUUUAGCGAGAGAUGUUCAAAAAUUAGAAGAGGCUUGUAAGGAAAUUCGCAGCCGAGUUAAAUCCUCCUCACAGAAUAUUAAUUUCUUCAAAGCGGAUGUUACAAACUACGAAGAAAUUGAGAGUGUGUUUCGUCGGUGUGAAGUUGAAGUCGGACCAAUUGACAUACUUAUCAAUUGUGCUGGCUACGCUUUCCCAUCAAAGCUGGAGGAUAUCCCUUUGCACCAUAUCAAGGGUAUGAUGGAUAUUAAUUACUUGGGAACGGCGUAUGCCGUUAGAAGUGUUUUAUCAUCAAUGAAGUCUCGGCGGAAAGGAAGAAUUGUUUGUGUUUCAUCAGUGGGAGGAUUGGUGGGAUUGUAUGGGUACACGGCAUAUUCUGCCUCAAAAUUUGCAAUUAGAGGUUUCUGUGAAGCUCUACAAAUGGAAGUUAAACCUUAUGGGAUCUCGGUGACAGUGUCCUGUCCACCUGAUACAGACACUCCAUGUUUUGAGGAAGAGAACAAAGUCAAACCGGAAGAGACAAAACUAAUCAGUGCAUCUUCAGGCGUAUUCCCACCAGCUAAAGUUGCUGAAGAUAUUUUGCGAGAUACCUUGGCUGGAGAUUUCUUCACGACUACUGGAAUGGAUGGAAAUUUAAGUACUAUGUUGAAUGCUGGAAUGUCACCAAUGUCUUCAGUGUUUGGACUUUUGUUGCAGACAAUGUUCAGUGGGAUUAUUCGCCUAGUCAGUUUGGGAUAUCUCUACAGUUUCAACAGAAUUGUAGAGAACUGUGCCUCAAAAAAAGAAAAACGAAAGAAAUUGGAAUGAACCGAUAAGUUAUCCCAGCACAGCUUGUCAAUUUUUUGCAUUUAAUUGUGUGUCGUCAGUCAUUUAUUUGAUGUGAUUUAUUUUGCCAUAUUUUGGAUACUCGCGUGUAAUUUUAUGUUAUGCUAUGAGUUUUCCAGCAUCUUUUACACCAUAAAAAUUAUUAAGCGGUAUUGUGCUUUUAAUUUCCCCAUCAUCCACGUGCUACAUGAAAAUAAAUAGUUACCCACACGCA